AGCGAAUUAAAAUAGUCGCUUUCCCUUUAAAAUUGCGUUAUAGCAUCAUUUUUGGUAAUAAAAAACUUUUGAGGAACAAACGAAUUGAAAUAUAAAUAUAUUUAGCAUCAACACACCUGCAAGUAGACGAUAGGAGAGCGCUGCAUUAUUAUAACUCCCGAGAGGUGAUGCCAGGCGUGCAAUCCCAGGGUACCAUUGCCGGAUCACGUUCGAAUGACAGAGCGGCCAUCAGCUCCGCACAACCAGCUGCUGCUAUGAGCAAAAUGACGGGAGUGGAACAUUUAAAGACCAAGGAUUUCUGGAGGGCCGUAGGUGCAGAAUUCCUGGCCAUGCUCCUGUUUGUGUUUCUCGGUGUGGGCUCCACCAUCAAUUGGUCAGCAUUGACCAACAGUACGACAAGUACACCUGUCCCCAAGGUCCUCAUUUCGCUGUGCUUUGGCUUAUCCAUUGCCACCUUGGUGCAAUGCUUUGGCCACAUUAGUGGCGGACACAUCAAUCCGGCUGUCACGGCGGCGAUGCUCGUGACCAAGAAAGUGACUAUAGUAAAGGCACUGUUCUACUUGGUGGCACAGUUAGUGGGCGCAAUGGCAGGUGCCGGGAUCGUGCGCCUCGUCACACCCUCCAACCUCACGAAUAAUAUGGGCAUCUCUGCGGUGAAUGCAGAGGUGGGGGUGGGAAAGGGCUUACUGGUGGAGCUGCUCUUAACGUUCCAGCUGGUCUUCACCAUUUUUGCCACAUGCGACUCCAAACGCACUGACCUCGGCGGAUCGGCUUCCUUGGCCAUUGGGCUGUCCGUAACGAUUGGUCACCUAUUUGGGAUUCCUUACACAGGAGCCAGCAUGAACCCUGCUCGUUCCUUCGGCCCAGCAGUAGUCAUGGCGAAUUUUACGGAUCACUGGGUUUACUGGGUGGGGCCCAUGCUGGGUGGUGUGCUCGCGGCUCUCCUGUAUGAUUUCCUGUUCUGCCCGGCCUGUGGCAAGCCAAGUCCAGGACAGGUGAUUCCUAAGGACCAAACGAUUAACUACAAGGAGGUGGACAAGGACGGGCCAGGCUCCAUGCAGCCAGUCAAAAGGAAGAAGAGGACCGAUCGGAAAGACCCACCGCCAACGAGAGAGGUGCUGUCCACUGUAUGAUGAGCAGAUUCCGAAUGAGAAUGGAGAGUAAGCUACAAGACAGAAUGACAACAGUUUUUGGCUUUCAUCUUGAGUCCCCCAACCCUACACUUCCCAUGCCUUCAGAUAAUUCAUCCUUGAAUGCGUUUUCAGCCGAAGAGGGUUUGUGCACUGAACAAUUUCGAUGUCAAGUUGCCAUAUAGCUUUGCUAGAA
Hippocampus zosterae (dwarf seahorse) is the source of this 1326-nucleotide messenger RNA. RefSeq names its product aquaporin 4 (gene aqp4). The record is from RefSeq and is a predicted model, not a curated record. Gene Ontology annotation, molecular function: water channel activity. Gene Ontology annotation, cellular component: basolateral plasma membrane; plasma membrane. The coding region runs from base 168 to 1133 and encodes 321 amino acids. Gene Ontology annotation, biological process: transmembrane transport. The transcript is spliced from 6 exons. Lineage: Eukaryota; Metazoa; Chordata; Actinopteri; Syngnathiformes; Syngnathidae.